CGCUCUUGCGCGCUGCGUUUUUCCCCUCCCAUUUUCGUCACGUGUGUGUUGUGUGAGUCACUCACUGCUCAAGUGAACGGAAACAACAAAAAAAGGCGCGUGUGGCUCUUGCAACGGUGGUCGUCAAUACAUCGGGGCAAGAUGUCGAGCCUUUACCCGACUCUGGAGGAUAUGAAAGUGGAUCACAUGAUCCAGGCGCAGACGAGGCCCCUGGAAUCGUCUGCUCCGGCAGCUCCAGUGGCAUCCGCUCCCCUUCCUUACGGACUGUACCCGUCAGCGCCAGCUGCCCCGGACAGAUUUGAGACCCUUUACCCUGCUCUAGAUGACUACAUGGGCCUUUCCCUGUCUCGGGACGUCCCGCCCGAGAUCACUGCCCUGGCAACCAUUUCCCAGCAGAACCAAGUUGCCGUGCCACAGCCUGCAGGAAGCGGCAGCUUCCUCUCAAACAUGGUUGCGCCGAUUUCGGGUUCAUCUCUUGGCCUGAAGAGGGCGCAUGUUAGCCACGGCAUUCGGGAGGUCAUCCUCUGCAAGGACAAGAAGGGCAAGGUUGGACUGCGCGUGCAAGCCAUCAACCAGGGCAUCUUUGUCGUACUUGUCCAAGCGAACAGCCCGGCAGCCAUGGCAGGCCUUCGCUUUGGCGAUCAGUUGCUGACCAUCAACGAGGAAGUGCUCGCUGGCUAUUCGGUCGACAAGGUGCACACGCUCAUUGUCAAGGCCAACCCGGAUCGCAUCGUCAUGGCCGUCCGGGACAGGCCGUUUGAGCGCACCGUAACAAUGCACAAGUCGAGCACUGGCCACGUUGGAUUUGCAUUCCGAGACGGCCGCAUCAUCUCCCUCGUCAAGGACUCGUCAGCAACGCGGAACGGCCUUCUGGUCGACCACCAACUGCUGGAGGUGAAUGGACAAAAUGUGGUGGGGAUCAAGGACCCGGAAAUAACAAAGAUUAUCGAGAGUGCAGGGGACGUCAUCACAGUCACAGUAAUCCCAUCGUUUGUCUACGACCACAUGAUCAAACACACGUCUGGAGGCAUGUUGAAGAAGCUUAUGGACCACUCCAUUCCGGACAUAUAAGCAGGCUUAUGCACCAGCGAGCCCAUCCACUGCAGUCCACCUUUGCGUCCAGACCAGUCGUGCCAGGAUCGGACGGCAUCCAACUGUGUUCGGAUUUAGCCGCAGACUGGCACCGCUUCGGCAGUUUUUGAUGAGACGUCUGUCGUUACCCUCUUACGCCAUGUAUAUCACGUUGUACUUUUUUUUUUAUGCCUUUAUUUUGCUAAGUAUGUUUUAUGGCUUGCCAGAACGUGCAUGUUUUUAAGUCUGUCAACCACGAGCAAAAAGUCUGAAGAGCCACAAACUUUGCUUGCCAAAGAGCCUAUGAAGAAAGCAAAUGAACGGGGCACUACACCUUCUGCGUAAGAACUAGGCAUUAGCCAUGUAUAAUGACCAACCCGUUUACUUUUUCUCCGGCGUGUAAAUUUUUAUGUUCUGAAGUAAUACAACAGAUGGAAAGACAGAAACUGAUUUUUUUUCAGGGAGCUGGGGCAAGCAUUGCUCAGCUGUAUUUUCUUAGUUCGAUAGCAAGUCAUGGUUAUUGGAUGUAAUCAUGUUUGCAUUAGUUCUUUUUUCUUACAAGCAAACUUGAAUCAUGUACUGUGGCUGCAACGAAUCAAGGGUUCACAGCUUAAGUGACUUGUAGUCUGAAUGAAUUGAUAUGUCUUGUGUAGGAAAUUUUUUUGCAUGCGUAAAGGUACCCAUGGAGUUAUACGUAGUACUAUAAUUUUGUCUGCAUUCUGCAGUUCACAAAGAGAGGGGUGCAUUGUAUUUAUUAUCUAUGUUUAUCUGUUUGUUUUAUUUGCACAUACUUUGUAUGGAGAUAGGAGUAAGCAUUGGGCUGUGAAUGAUUGCUGAUGUUAAUCGUGCUGCCUUGGGACGGUUGACCUGUUUCAAGUAUUGUAUGUUCCAGGCACUGAUCAUGCUUGAAAUUAGACAUCACCCAACGAUGUGAAUGUGAUGUGAUAUCCUGUCUCUUAUACUUAACCCUUUGACUGCAAAGCCUUUUUAUUAUUUCGUUUUUUUUAACCAUUCCUCGAUCCCUGCCAUGCAUGUUCAGUGGACAUUUCGUGCUAUAUAGAGGCCGGUUCUUAAGGCUCAUUCGCCCUGGCAUUCGACAGCAGUCACAUGACCGAUUGUGACUGGUGAACAAGCAGCAACGUGAGGUGACUGAUAUUCAUACCAGCUAGCGCAACCUGCCCUUCACCACACUGGAACGUCUCGCAACUGGUGCAGUUCACGUCUGCUCGGACCGAUGGUGGCGUGUCAAGCGAGCAGACGUCCGGUUUCAGCACAUCUGAUUGGUUCACAAGCUUUGUGACUGCAGUCGCACUGCCAGAACAAAUGGAGCAGUGAGCGAAUGGCCUUUUUUUUGACCAAAGCCGACCAACGUGGUUGUGCAACCAUUGAAAGUCGCUUUUGCAAAUGAGCCUUUAGUCAUCGUUUUCCUGCAACUCAGACUCCGUUGGCAAUUUAUAAAUCUUAUCGCCUCUCAAUGUAUGGACUUGCACGCCAUCACUGAUUUACUGUGGCUAUGCUACUAAGACAUAGUGCUGAGACAUUUUCCUCAGCUGCAGUUUUAAACUUAACUUGCGAGUUUUAUGUGAUAGGUGGUGCAGUCAACGGGCAGCUGCCUUGGAGGAGUGGGGGCGGCCACAGGGGUUGUGUGAGAGCGAGUCUAACUUGGGAUUGCCGAGGGUUUAUGAUGUGAUGUCGCACUGCUUAUUGCAUCCUUUUUUAUUUGAACCUCCGCGUACUCAAGUCGUCCCGGGUGGUGCAAAGUCAGUGGUUGUGAUAGCGUCACCCUUGACAAUUUAUGAACAGAGCCACGCAUGUUGUUCGCAUGCGUAGCAUUCAGUUGAGUGCAAUGUAUGCUUCUUUUUAAACUAUAAAGAUACUUAAAC
Molecule: messenger RNA, 2954 nt
Organism: Rhipicephalus sanguineus (brown dog tick)
Lineage: Eukaryota; Metazoa; Arthropoda; Arachnida; Ixodida; Ixodidae
Product: syntenin-1
Exons: 8
Coding region: 142-1071 (309 amino acids)
Cellular component (GO): cytoplasm; plasma membrane
Molecular function (GO): protein binding
Source: RefSeq, a predicted model, not a curated record